Messenger RNA from Corylus avellana, 867 nucleotides. Its product is annotated as glutathione S-transferase U17. Gene Ontology annotation, biological process: glutathione metabolic process. Lineage: Eukaryota; Viridiplantae; Streptophyta; Magnoliopsida; Fagales; Betulaceae. The record is from RefSeq and is a predicted model, not a curated record. Gene Ontology annotation, cellular component: cytoplasm. Gene Ontology annotation, molecular function: glutathione transferase activity.
AUCCAUUUCACACAAGCUCAAACACAAAUAGAUUGGUGAUGGCGAAAAGUGAAGUGAAGCUUCUGGGUGCAUGGCCGAGCCCAUUUGUGAUGAGGCCCCGGAUUGCCCUCAACAUCAAAGCUGUUGAGUAUGAUUUUCUUGAAGAGACGUUUGGAUCUAAGAGCCAGCUUCUUCUCCAAUCCAACCCCGUCCACAAGAAAAUCCCCGUUCUCAUCCACGCCGACAAGCCUAUCUGCGAGUCCCUCAUCAUUGUUCAAUACAUUGACGAGGUCUGGACCUCCGCUCCCUCCAUCCUCCCUUCUGAUCCGUACGAUCGUGCUAUUCAACGAUUUUGGGCUGCCUAUGUCGACGACAAGUUCUUUCCGACCAUGAGAGGCAUCUCGGCCGCCCAAGGAGAGGAAGCCAAGAAGGCGGUGGUGGAGCAAGUGGCUGAAGCGCUUGCGCUUUUGGAGGAAGCCUUUGGGAAGUGUAGCAAAGGGAAGGCUUUCUUUGGUGGAGAUCGAAUUGGGCUCCUGGAUAUUGCUUUUGGGAGUAUGUUGGGCUGGCUGAGGGUGACAGAGAAGACGAAUGGGCUGAAGCUGCUCGACGAAGCCAAGACUCCUGGGCUGGCGAAAUGGGCCGACAGGUUUUGUGCCGAUGCUGCUGUUAAAGGUGUUAUGCCAGAGACCGAGAAGCUUGCGGAGUUCUCUAAGGUUCUCAUGGCCAAAAUGAGAGGAGCUCCUCCUCCUAAGUAAUAGGUUUCUGUGUUGAUCACAGAAGUAGCUGAUGGCCUGUGUGAUGUUGUUCCUUUUGCUAGGAAUGGCUUUUUUGUUUGUGUGGUGGUGACUGAAAAACUUGAUGAAGAAUAAAUUUGGCAUCCUCUGAACA